Synchiropus splendidus (mandarinfish) is the source of this 2244-nucleotide messenger RNA. It is a transcript of the gene ltb4r2b, whose product is annotated as leukotriene B4 receptor 2b. NCBI's taxonomy places the organism in Eukaryota, Metazoa, Chordata, Actinopteri, Syngnathiformes, Callionymidae. The coding region runs from base 592 to 1680 and encodes 362 amino acids. The record is from RefSeq and is a predicted model, not a curated record. Gene Ontology annotation, biological process: G protein-coupled receptor signaling pathway; immune response. Gene Ontology annotation, molecular function: leukotriene receptor activity. The transcript has 5 exons. Gene Ontology annotation, cellular component: membrane.
UAGUACUAACCCACAAGGUACUAGUUUGAGAAGGAGAAGAGAAAGAUGUUCAAGAGUGGUCAGAUAACCUUUACUAGUGGAAGAACUAGUUGUAGUAUCAGGAAUAGAAUCAAAGUAAAAGGUGAUAAGUGCAAGAAGCAAUAGAAGCAGUGGUUAGUAAAGUCCAGAAUUGCUGUAAUUGAGUGUGUAGUUUUGAAGUAUUUAAGCAGUGCUAGUAAUUGGUACAGCCAGUGACCAAAAACUGGAAAUUAAAAUAAAAAAUGCAACAUCAAAGGCUUUUAACAUCUUUUAUGCCCUGGAGGUCAAAACAUGCAUCAUUUACGCCCACACACUUAUUUAUUGACUUUGAAUAAUAAUAUAAAUAUUACGCACUUUGUUAUUCCAAUCAGAUCCUUGUCCCUAGAAAUGCUCUUCACUUUGUUUACCAGCUCAGCCUCACAUAAAUCAAACAAGAGCUCCAAAAAUACAUUUUAAGAGGAAUAAGUACGCCGCUGACUUCCUGUCUCAAUGCUCUGCUGAUAUGGGAUCAUAAUUUCUCAGUACUUAAUUGGGCUGUUUCUGCUCCCGCCGGUGAAAGAGAAACAAACCAAAAUGUACAACAGCAGCCAAGCGAUCUUCAAUGACACCAAUCCAGAGUCGGAGAGCGUGGUCAGCAACGACUUCUCCACUGCGCUGGGCGCCCUCAUCCUCGGCCUGGUCUUCCUCCUUGGCGUCCCCGGGAACCUCUUCAUCGUCUGGAGCAUCCUGGCCCGGGCGCGGCAACGCUCCGUCACCACCUUCCUCAUCCUCAACCUGGCGUGUGCCGACGGCGUCCUCAUGGCGCUCACCAUCUUCUUCAUCAUCUACCUGGCCAAGCAGUCCUGGGUGUUUGGCGAGGUCAUGUGCAAGGGCCUCUUCUACUUGUGCAACACCAACAUGUACGCCUCCAUCUUCACGAUCAUGCUCAUGAGCCUGCACCGGCUGGUGGUGGUGGUGUACCCCCGCCGGGUGUCCUCCAGGAUCAACAAGAAGGUGGUGAUCCGGGUGAUCGUGGGCAUGUGGAUUCUGGUGAUGCUCAUCUCCAUCCCGUCACUGGUGUUCCGAAGCGUCCGGGAGGACAAAGACGAGCGGAAUAAAACCCGGCUGGUGUGUGCACCGGAGCACACAGAGGACCGACAUGUGAGGUUCCAUUACACCUUUGAGACGGUGGUUGGGUUCAUCAUCCCCUACACCAUCAUCAUCACCAGCUACGUUCUGAUCCUGAGACGCCUGAGGAAGACCAAGUUCCACAGGAAGGUCCGCAGCGAGAAUCUCAUCCUGGCCAUCGUGGUCACUUUUGGUCUUUUCUGGCUGCCGUACCAUGUGAUCAACAUGAUGCAGGUGGCGUCACGGUGGUACAAACCAGACUCAGAUGGACGAGACACGUUGGAGCACAUCACCAAGUCCAGUCGGGUCGUGACCUCAGCUCUGGCCUUCAUCAGCAGCUGUGCCAACCCAGUCCUCUACACCUUCGCCGGCAAGUCCUACAUCCGAAAGAACGGGCUGGCCUUCAUGGCUCGGCUGUUCGAGGGGACAUCCUCCGACCAGACCGGGAAGAGCCGGAUGGGGAACAAAGAGGGCGUGGGCCUCGGCACCAUGGACUCCAGCUCGGGGUCUUCAGCACAGAACGGAAGAUCGCAGAUAUAUGAAAAUAAAAACUGAACUGGAGGCGGCAGGCGGGCGACGCACCGAGAGUCACCGGUUCGAGUCCAGGGUGCGUCCACUUAUGGUUAGCUAGGCAAGAGUGGUCGAUGAUAUGAAUGUAAACACGUAAAGAAAACAAAAAUGUAUUACCAUUAUUGAAUGUAAAUAAGUUUUGUAUUUUAUAAACAAAGUGAAUGAUUUUAUUUAAACAUUGCACAACAUGUUCCGGAAACUGUUGUGAAAUUGGCAUCAUUGAGGAAAGGAUUUAGUCAUGUGCUGACAUCACAUUUACCAGUGUUAUGAAACAUGUUUUCUCUUCAGUGGUUAAACAAUCGUUGAAUGAACCUUCAAGAUGAAGCCCUUCUUUCAUGAGAAAGUACCAGCAUUUAUUGUUCUAAAUAUCAGCUUCAACAAACCUGUUGAGUAGCAAACUUAACCUUUCAAAUGUCUUUUUAAAUAGAAAAUAUUCCUUAAUUUGAUUCAAAUUGAGCAGGACAUGUCAGCUUCCAUAUUCUGGAUAUGUACACAAGUUUAACUAGACAUUUAAAAAAGUUAAAGUAUGAGGCCUUGCACCAUUAAAUA